CAACGUGGGGUCCUUGAAUGACAUUGGGCCUUACAGCGCGUUAGAGAGACAAGACUUCCCCGAGAGGCCGAGUCAGGGUCUGGCAGAGCGCGAGACCCCCCCCCACCCAACCGUCACCAUGUUCCGACUCAUGCUCAGUCAGGCCAAGAAACAUCCAAGCUUGAUCCCUCUCUUUAUCUUUAUUGGAGCUGGAGGUUCUGGCGCAGCCCUGUACAUUAUGCGCCUGGCAAUGUUCAACCCUGAUGUCUGUUGGGACAAAAAGAAUAACCCUGAGCCUUGGAAUAAGCUGGCUCCCACUGAUCAGUACAAGUUCUAUUCGGUCAAUGUGGACUACAGCAAACUGAAGAAGGAUCGUCCUGACUUCUAAAGAACAAAUUCUUCUCCCUUUACAAGCUGCACAGAAUGAAGGUCUUCCAGAAGCUGUCCGCACAACUAAUACACUUAAUCAUCCAGGAAAUGUUAAUUAAGCUUGCCUCACAUUGCACUUUUAAUCAUGUGCUGGAAAGUAGCUUGUUGGGGCUUAAUAAACAUCUGAAACUUG
Messenger RNA from Caretta caretta (loggerhead turtle), 541 nucleotides. It is a transcript of the gene COXFA4, whose product is annotated as cytochrome c oxidase associated subunit FA4. Gene Ontology annotation, cellular component: respiratory chain complex IV. Lineage: Eukaryota; Metazoa; Chordata; Testudines; Cheloniidae. The record is from RefSeq and is a predicted model, not a curated record.